This is a messenger RNA of Cololabis saira (Pacific saury), 1940 nucleotides long. RefSeq names its product solute carrier family 22 member 2-like. Gene Ontology annotation, cellular component: membrane. Gene Ontology annotation, biological process: transmembrane transport. The coding region runs from base 69 to 1748 and encodes 559 amino acids. NCBI's taxonomy places the organism in Eukaryota, Metazoa, Chordata, Actinopteri, Beloniformes, Belonidae. The record is from RefSeq and is a predicted model, not a curated record. The transcript has 11 exons.
GCAUACAAAUUACUCUCUGGGAGAGGCGCUCGUACCAGUUCCGUGCAGACAAAUACAUCUCAUCAACCAUGACCACUUUUGACGAUAUCUUGGAGGAAGCUGGGAAAUUUGGCCGCAGCCAGAAGCGAAUCUUUGCCCUGCUCUGCAUGGUGUCCAUGCCCUGGGCCGGCGUGUACGUUGGCAUCGUCUUCCAGGGUUUCACCCCGGAUCACUGGUGCCGGGACUCUGCCGUGGUGGACAGGAGACAGGCCUGCGGCUGGAGCCAGGCGGACAGCCGGCGGCUGACGCUGCCCGUCAUCAACAGCUCUGGAGUCCUGCAGCAGAGCAGCUGCGAGCAGUACGAGGUCAACUGGAACGACACGGAGCUCACCUGUGACACACAGCAGCUGGAUCUGAGCCACACGCCAACUACUGGCUGCAAAGAAGGCUGGGAGUAUGACUAUGAGGGGAGACAGUCCUUUGUCACUGAGUUUGACCUGGUGUGUGCAGAUGGAUGGUGGGUGGACAUGUAUCAAGCCACUCUGAACGUGGGCUUCUUGGUCGGGAGCAUUGCCAUUGGCUACUUGGCAGACAGGUUUGGCAGGAAGUUGAGUUUCCUCAUGUCCAACUUGCUGAACGGGAUUGCAGGUAUCCUGGUGGCCGUGGCUCCAAACUACGUGUCCUUACUGGUGCUCAGGACCUUCUACGGUUUCGGAGUGAAAGGAGGAUGGGUGGCAGGAUACGUGCUGAUCACAGAGCUCGUGGGGGUUGAGUACAGACGUACAGUCGGCGUCCUCUACCAGAUGUUCUUCAGUGUCGGCAUUCUCCUCUUGCCUCUACUUUCCUAUUAUAUCACCGACUGGCGCUGGCUGCAAGUGGCCAUCACCGUCCCCUACAUCAUCUUCCUGUCCUACUACUGGUUUAUCCCUGAAUCUCCACGAUGGCUCCUUUCUCAGAACAAGAAAGAAGAAGCUGUGAAGAUCACAGAGGCCAUAGCCAAAGAAAACAAGAUGACUCUGUCCAAAAAUAUUGAGACGUUAACGGAUGAUAAUGCUGAAUCCUGCACUGCCUCUUUCAUGGACCUGAUCAGAACUCCAAAGAUGAGAAAACACACCUUUAUUCUCAGCUACAACUGGUUCACCAGCGCCGUUGUCUACCAGGGUUUGAUCAUGCGGCUCGGUAUUCUCGGGGGGAAUGUCUACAUUGACUUCCUUAUCUCUGGUCUGGUGGAGUUCCCUGCGGCCUUCCUCAUCCUCUUCACCAUCGAGCGCAUUGGCAGGCGGCUCCCUUUUGCCUCAGCCAACUUCGUAGCCGGGGCUUCCUGCUUCAUCACUGCUUGCAUUCCUGAAAGCAUGUUCUGGUUUAAGACAGUGGUGGCCUGCAUCGGACGGCUGGGAAUCACCAUGGCCUUUGAGAUGGUGGUGUUUGUUAACACUGAGCUCUACCCCACAUUUGUCAGGAACCUGGGGGUGUCGGUUUGUUCCACCCUGUGUGACGUCGGAGGGAUUGUGGCUCCCUUCCUUCUGUACAGGCUGGCCAUUAUCUGGCUGGAGCUGCCACUCAUCAUCUUCGGGUCCCUGGCGUUUGUGGCCGGUGGUCUGGUGCUGCUGCUGCCGGAGACCAGAGGAGUGCCCCUGCCCGACACCAUCGAUGACAUCGAGUUCCCAGAAAGAGCAAAGGCGAAAGUUGAUCUGAAAAACCAGCAGUUGACCAACCUGCUCCCCAACAGCAGCGACGUGACAUCCAACAAGGACCCAGAAGUUGUUUAAUCUCCUUUUAUUGGGGAAAAAAUAUUUAUUAAUUUUCUUUUACAUUGUUGACUUUGCAUAUUUCAGACAUCUAAUUCAUGUUUGUUUCCAACUGUGUAGCAAACUAUCAGUUUUCUAUGUUUGACUAAGACUGUGUUGAUAUUAAUCUGUUGCUUUUCCUGUCCUGGAGCGGUGUUGUUAAAUUAUUAAAGA